AAAACUGCUCUGGUAAAUAGUUUAAAUGUAUUUGUCCAGAAUGGAGUUUGGAUGUUUCAUGGAUAUGAAUGAGCUCUGUCCUGUCUGUGGGGAUAAAGUGUCGGGAUAUCACUAUGGUCUGUUGACCUGUGAGAGCUGCAAGGUAUGUAAAUACUGUAUUUGUCUAUUCAUUUUUUUGUUUUGGUUAAUACAAUUUAUCUAUGUUGUGCUAUACUCAAUAUACUACUUACCACACACAAUUAAAUUUAGGGGUGUUAUAAUCUAUUUAGUGCAUAGUAUUUACAUGCUGUUCUGCAUGUAAAUAAAUAUCUCUUGGUUUUUGCAGGGUUUUUUCAAAAGAACAGUGCAAAACAAGAAGAUGUAUGUGUGUUCAGAAAACCAGAGGUGCAGCAUUGAUAAAACACAUAGGAAACGGUGUCCAUUCUGCAGGUUCCAAAAGUGUCUGCAUGUUGGCAUGAGACUGGAAGCUGUUCGGGCAAAUCGAGUGCGGGGUGGAAGAAACAUGUUUAGGCCCAUAUACAAGUGGGACCGUGAAAUAAAGCAGCAGAGAAGAGCGUUAAUUCAAGCUCCCAAAUUCACACAAGAGACUCGUGAACCACUGGUCACUCCAACAGACCAGGGAAUCUUCACCCUACCUGAAGAUCAUGUUGCCAGGAGCUCCUCAUUAUUCACAACCAAAAAUGACUGCAUGACUUCAUCGCCACCUCUGCCAGCUCAGCCAGUAUUCAACCAACCUACCACCCUCUUAGCUUCAACAGUGAAUACCGACAACUGUACGAGUACUGCCAACUCAGAGCUAUACUGCACUGUCCUCCAAGGUCCGAGGACGUCUCAGCUGAUGAUGGAAUUCCUUCACUGGGAUCAAGAUGAUCUACAACUGCAGAAAAUUGUUACAACGGUUCUCCAACAGGAACUGAAGAAACACCCGAGUCUCAGCAGCUUUAGCUUAAUGUACCUGAUAGCUGAUCAGCUCCUGUUCACCAUUGUGGAAUGGGCUCGCAACUCCAUACUCUUCAAGCAACUAAAAGUGAAUGACCAGAUUAAGUUACUGCACAGCUGCUGGGCUGAACUGUUGGUCCUGGACAUUGUAUCCAGACAGGUUCUGGAUGGGAAAAAUGAUUGUCUGGUCCUGGUCACUGGACAGAAGGUGCACCUGUCAGACAUGGCCACCUACGCAGAUCCUGUUUUGUCCAGUCUGUUCCAGCGAGGACAAGAGCUGAUUGAUAAGCUUUAUAUCAUUAAAGUAAAGCGACAAGAGUUUGCCUGUAUCAGGUUCCUUACCAUUUUUAACCCAGAAGUAAAAGAACUCCAAGAACAUCAGCUGGUGGUGAAAGUGCAAGAACAGGCUGAAAGAGCCCUUCUGGAGUAUCUACUGUGUACUUGCCCCCAGUACAUGGGUCAUUUUACUAACUUGCUGUCGUGUGUCUCCGAGUUACGCUCCCUAAGCAACUCUGUUGAAAACUAUCUUUUUCUCAAAUACACGACUGGUGAGGUGCCGUGCAACAACCUGCUCACAGAGAUGCUCCAGGCCAAAUAUAGCUGUGCAUAAAUUGGUUGUAUUACAGUACAAUAUUGGGUUGACUAGUAAAGCAUAGUGUAGGAAAGUAAUGAAUGUUACAGCAUAUUUUAUAGCAGAUGGUGUAACAUAGCAUAGCAUAGUAUAACAGCAUAGCAUAGAACAGCAUAGCAUGAUAUACUAAAAUAUAGUAUAGUAUAUGAUAUUAUAGUAUAGUACAGUACUUUAUAGUUUAGUAUAGUACAGGAAAGUACAGCGAGAUUUUGCAGUUUUUAAAUUGACUGUACACUUUACUGUAGUCCACGAAACUUACUUUUAUUUAAUGAAUUUAAUGUAUUCCAGUUCAUGUGAGGCAACAGUACACUUAAACCUCUGCAGUAUGUUUUGUGACGUGUAUUGCUAAUACUAGCUCUACUUUAACAAAAGGCUCAAUCAACAUAAUGCACUUGCCUUAUCUUGUACUGAUGCCCUUUUUGAUGGUAUCCCAUUACUGAGCCUAUUUCCUAACAACCUGGUAGCCCAGCUGGCAGCAUGUUGGCAACCUUCCUACUCUGGCUAGAACAUGGCCUUAUAAGUAAAUACAAACUACGACUGGUACGGAAAAAAGAGAGGAUCUGGUUAAAUAAAAACGUUACCCCUUCAAUAAAGUAAACGGAUAAGAAAAAAAAAGUCUAUAAUGCUACCUAUGAAUAGUAUUAUUGUAAAUAUAAUUACAUUUGCUUGUAUGUGGAUUUGCGAAUCUUACCAAAGGUUCAGUGACAGUGACUGUUUCCUUCUUUUCCUUCUUACAUCAGUCCUUAUUGAAUUGUUACAUACGUAUAAAAAUAUGCCGAACCAACAUAGGAUUUUAUGUGCAAUAUGCCAGAAUUCUAUUAUGUAUUAUUAUUUUUUAUUGAUUUUAAUUAAUUUAGUCAGUCACUCUGACUUCAAAGUUCAAAGACAAUUUAAAUAAUUAUCUAUUUCAGUUAUAUAGUUAUAUAUAUAGUUUUUCCCAGUUAUAUGUGUAUGGUCUUAUGUUAAAGGUUGUCUUUUAAUGUUAUUGUUUUGCCAUUUUGCCUGCCUUUAUGUAUUUCUGUGCUAAUUUAGAAUGAUCUUUUCUCUCCUCUUGGCUGUAUGUCAAAUAUUAGAGAUAUAUUACUUCAGAGAGACAGAGACAGAGAGAGAGAGAGAGAGAGAGAGAAUUAUGGAGGUUAAAUAUACAAAUAAAAAAUAGAUUUUUGUAUUAUCUGUUGGAGGCUUCUCCAUUAAUACUUGUGACAACUUCGUUGUUUGUAUCAUUUACAUUUUUUGUUAGUUGAAUGGUGAACUUUGUUAUCCGUAGCAAUACAACAAUUUUUAGUUUCUGGUAGGUAAUAAUGAUUUUGGAUUAAAAAAAGUCCCUACCACAUGCCAAUUAAAUAAUGCUGUACCGCAUAAGUAAAAUAAAAUAAUAAAUGUUUAUAAUACAUGGCAAAAAAAUCCACUUCGGGCAAAUUCAGACAAAAUAGUACUAAGGGAAAACGUUUUCGUAUUUCGUUCCAUCGUAACACGUACACCACAUGUAUGUCACGUUA
Molecule: messenger RNA, 3069 nt
Organism: Cynoglossus semilaevis (tongue sole)
Lineage: Eukaryota; Metazoa; Chordata; Actinopteri; Pleuronectiformes; Cynoglossidae
Product: nuclear receptor subfamily 5 group A member 2-like
Exons: 5
Coding region: 359-1549 (396 amino acids)
Biological process (GO): tissue development; regulation of transcription by RNA polymerase II; hormone-mediated signaling pathway
Cellular component (GO): RNA polymerase II transcription regulator complex
Molecular function (GO): zinc ion binding; RNA polymerase II cis-regulatory region sequence-specific DNA binding; nuclear receptor activity
Source: RefSeq, a predicted model, not a curated record